This is a messenger RNA of Sungouiella intermedia, 1587 nucleotides long. The record is from the annotation of a GenBank genome assembly. Lineage: Eukaryota; Fungi; Ascomycota; Pichiomycetes; Serinales; Metschnikowiaceae.
AUGACAUCCCUCUACCUUUCUCACGAACCUCCCACUGAAACUACAUUCUCCACAAAGAGAAUCUAUACUGACUACCCCACAAUCCGUUCGGACGAAUCGCACUUCGACUUCUCAGAUGUAACCCUUUCGCAAACGUUAGCCUUGAUCAAGUAUAUAGGGCUGUGUGGAUACACGGAAUUCGAUAUGGUCCACAUUGUGAUUGCCAGAUUGAGAAAUGCUAUCGUGAUUCUGCUUAAGCGUUGUGUGAGAGCCAACCGUGAAGAGUACUCGGAGUUCAUAUAUGCUCUCCAGAAGAAUUCUGAUAUGGUUAUGGAGAAGUUGGUGGUUAGGUGCAUUAAUGAGUGCUGUCAACAGGUGGAGCUGAGCACUUGUCACUUGGUGAUCAAGGAGGUGUACAGUUUGGUGGCUCUCAUCUACUCUCUUACCAAUCCAAUCAAUCUUCCUCGCAUCUUGACUGAAGAUUAUGGCCUCCCGGCUCAACAUGGGUUGAGUGUCUCAAGUAUCCAAACCAAUUAUCUACUUGAGGCACUUCAUGACUUCCGAAAUGCUCUCAAUGUCUACUAUGGGACGCUUGAGGGGGAUCGAACUGACGACACUUCCGUUAACUUGACUCCCUUGAAGCUCUAUACGUCGAUGAUGCUCUACACUUUAGAGAAAACGUCUCAAACCAUCACUACACUUACAUCAAAUGCUGUUCCAACAAAUGUUCUCUUCCUCUACUUCAAAACGCUUUUGCAGGGUCACAACGUUCUAAUCACAGACAUCGAGCACUUUGAGAACUUCGUCUGUCAUUUCAGAGACGUCGACCAGCUAGCGUUGAAACUCAAAUAUACUCCACUCUAUGACUUUCAGAAAAGUCUCAUCAAGCCCACAUUUCUCCUGAUCAUUUCCGAAUUUCCUCUACAUCCACUUACGUGGUGCACCCCGGCUCAAUCCGUCAAUUACAUCCAGAUGUUUGUAGACGUCUUUAACGGAAUCUACGACGAGAAUUUGUACAUCGAACAGAUUUGGGAUAAUUCUUCAAAAAGAGAGACAACUGUAAUUCGGAAAAAGGGAACAAACGAUAGAAUGGAUGCUGGCCCCUAUAUGCUACCGAUUGGAAACUUAGAGCCUUUGCCAGUACCUGAUUUCGUUAAAGUAUUUGAUGGUCUAGAUAUGAGCACAGCCGAGUCACCCGAAAACUUGGUGUUUUCUCCACGAAUUGGGAGUUCUGAUGAUCCAUUGGUUUCAGAUUCACCAGGGGAUAGUCCAGAGUUGAAGAUAGGCAGUAGUCACAUGCAUCAAGAUUAUCACAUAUUGAAAUCCUCUGAAAAUCAUCGAGACUGCCAAGUGUCAGAAUCCACAACAAAUCGGCAACCUUACCAACACCAUAAUAUUCAAGAUAUUCAAAACUCCCACGUCUACUCCCGCAGCCAUGUCCCCACAGAUAAAGAGUAUCUCCAGGUGUACCAACUCAAUGAACUCGUUGCACUCGACGUCAAAGAUGCCAGAGCUGAACUGGAGAAAAAGCUCCGUAAUCGAGUCUUUUUGCGUGAUUCAUCUUGCUUCAAGUGCAAAUACGUGCCAUGGCACAAGCAUAAGUUCUAG